CAAUGGCGCGAAGGGUCAACCCCGAAGAAAUAGGAGUCAACUUUCUCCAUAAAUUCUUUUGUUUUCCCUUUUAUCCUUUCUCGACAACCGAAAUCGACAUUGACAUAUCACCAUCCUCCAUAGCUCCAACUCAGAGGCACGACGAGUUUCGUGGGUUUGCUUCACCGAGCCCUUGUUGCAUCCUGUUCAAAUUAAGUCAAGUAAAGGUAGAUUCUGCUAGACAUCACUGGUUCAUGGGUGGUCACAGGAGACACGUAAAUUCCAAACCCGCGAGGGAAAUCUUCCUAACAUCAUCGUCUCUGUCCUUUUCUACACUGUCUUCCACACGUGCGUCAUGGGACGACGCAGUAGAGCUAAACACCAAAGAAUCCACAACAUCCUCUGAAACGUCGGGUGUGACUCAUGUCAGGUUGCAACCUGCUCCAUCUCCGCCCUCGAGGUUACCAGUACAGCUGAUGAACAAAGGUAUUGUAGGGCCGCAUCAAGAUCCUGAUAGAAUCCCAGCUUCCGUGUUCGGCAAGACUGGGGAUCUGAAUUGGAGUGAGGUCUCUAAUGAGUCUUUGUUUAGUCUGAGAUUGUCCAACUAUCAAGCAUUUCGUCAGAGCAAUAUAAACCCGGAAGAAGUUUUGAUGUCUGGUGAGAACAUAGCAUCCUCUCCGACUCUAUUAGUCAAGCCUGAUCAGGAUGCACAAGAGAAGAGAUCUGAAGUGAAAGAGACAAAGAGCGGAGUAACAUCGGUCGAGGCUAACGGUCAUCAAGAGAAGUCGUCAUUAGCAACUAAUCAAGUUGUCUCAUGGAGUAGUAACCCCAGCAGUUUUUACCAGUUAUAUCAAGCGCCGCCGACAAAUGUUCAGUCUUUAUCCAUCCCUGUCGCCGAGAAAAAGAGCAAGAAGAGAAGCAAGACAAUUAGAAAGAGCAAGACGACGAAGAAGAAGGAGAAGAAGACGAAGAAGAAGAAGAAGAAGAAGAAGAAGAAGAACAAGUGUUGCAUAUGGUCUUGGUUGGUUUCAAGCUUUUCAAAGUGGGAGUGUAACUUGUGCUGCUACAAAUGGAGAAAGCGUGGCUGCUGCUGCAGAGAGCCAAAAGCGAUGGUUUUG
This is a messenger RNA of Thlaspi arvense, 1097 nucleotides long. Lineage: Eukaryota; Viridiplantae; Streptophyta; Magnoliopsida; Brassicales; Brassicaceae. The record is from the annotation of a GenBank genome assembly.